Molecule: messenger RNA, 2057 nt
Organism: Marchantia polymorpha subsp. ruderalis
Lineage: Eukaryota; Viridiplantae; Streptophyta; Marchantiopsida; Marchantiales; Marchantiaceae
Source: the annotation of a GenBank genome assembly
CCGAGCAUCAUAAUUGCAAAUAUAAUGCGCAUCAAAGUCAAUCCGAUCUCGAACUCCGAAUCACAUUCCGAGGCGUGAUUCGAAAGCUCAUGCAAAUCGAUCAUCGUCUUCAUGCAAAUAGAAGGAAACAGAAUGGCCACACAUGUUGAAGAAUUUUGUUUCCAAGCCCGAGCCCUACGAAAGAAAUUAGCGGCAAAAGGGCAGAGGCGAGAGCAUUGAUGCAUCAAUGGCGUCAGCGGGCGAGAAAGAAAUACGACUUCUCAGACAGGAAUGUGCUUCGGAUUUUAGACACAAAUUGAACGCGGGCUACUCUAGUCGGACGUUCGUUCAAGGGACAGAAGAAGAAGAAGCAAAGGAUUGGAUUGUAUGGAGUCGAGUAGCGAAAAGGAGACGGAGAGGAGGACCUACAUGUCGAUACUUUGCUUGACAGACAUGAGGUGCACCGGAACAACAAGCGAGCCGGCCGGCCAGCCAGCCGGCCGCUUUGAUUCAUCGAGGGUACGUUAAAAUUCUCGGUUCUCGCAAUGCUUGCAGACAUCAUCAAAUUUGAUCCGAACCGCGGUUGUGGACAAAGAGCGGAAACAUUAUUCUGCUGAAGAAGAAGGAGAAGAAGAAGGUUUGAGGCGUCGUGGCAACCCUAAUUGGCCGAGACAAGAGUCUAUGGACGAGUCAAAAGAUCGACUCUCGAAGUCAGCUGCGACGAGGAUCAUCAAAAAUUAGUCGAGUCACACCUGAUCAAGUCCACUCAUCUCCAAGUGGCAAACAAAUGGAAGAAGGUCAUUUUCUAUCAAGAGAUCGCCCACCAUAUCCACUCUACCGAUCGAGUUCUCCAAACGGACUUCCUAUUCCUGGGGAGGAUUAGACUGCUCUAACUUGUCGACAGGACUUUCAACUCGGAAGUUCGUGAGUAUGUUAGAAAUACGGUUUUGGUUCCCAAUUUCUCGCUAAGAAGCUAAAACUGUGUUGGCCCUAGACGGGUAAAGUCGUAUCGUCUUGUGGAUUGAUUUUCAGAUGCAGAGUAUGGCUAUUUGUUACACAUUUGUGGAGACAUUGCGUAUUGCAGGGGUGAGUCCAUAUUCGGGCCAUACAAGAGAGAUAUCAACCCAUGAGAUGUGCUGGAUUCGACCCACCCAUAUAUCAUAUCAUAAUCCCUCCCAACCUGCGGUCGCAAGGGUUACUUACCACUAGACCGUAUCUCGAUUCGAUGAGAUCGGAAAGUACGCGUGAAUAUAAAACUGGAGGAAGAUGGAAGGAAGGAAGGGAACAACAGGGAUCAUGCAGAAAUUGGCAACUCACAGCCAUUGUGUAUGCUCGAGGUGCUGCUGUCUGUCAUAAACAAAAGACGAGAUAUAGUAUUCUAAGAAUUCGGUAUUUGUUUAUACGCAAGCGACGUUGUACUCUGUAUGCUGUAUGUCUUCAGCAGGGACAGAAGAUCAGAAAGUACGUUCCAGUCAAAAAGCAAAAGGGAGAGCUUGGGCAGGCAGGCAGGCAGGCAGGCAAGAAGAAUCAAGGAUCGUGCCGGAAACCAAACCCGGAAGGCUCAUAAUCCAGCAAUUAUGACUGUAGAAAAAAAACGAAUGAAUGAAUGAAAAAAGAAUAGUUUAAUACGAGGGACGGCCGAUCCUACUCAUACAUACGAUAGAUGUCCAUAUGGCGUGAGACACAAAGACCAUGGUCUACGUAUGAGUCAAAAACCUUUAGCAGACAAGGGGAAUCCAUGACCAUGGAAGGGCACUGGUACUACGUCACAAAGGUCAUCAAAGUUAAGGGUGGGGCUUGUACAUAGUACAGAUACUGCAUGUCUUUUCCGGUGUGGGGAAUAUUUGCUCGUUGGAUCAAUUAUUCGGCCCAGGCAGGCACCAGGCCACAGGCAACAACAGCCAGCACCAGGACCCGACUUGUAGAUGGAUGGAUCGAUGGAUCGAUGGAUAGAUAAAUCAAUAGAUAGAUAGAUAGAUAGAUAGAUAGAUAGAGAGAGAAUAGAGAUCGCUUUGCCGAUUGGCACCACCACUAUUGCAACCUUUUCUAUUCUUUUCUAUUCUAUCGAGCCCUUGUAU